UGUCAUUGUGGUGGCCAGCUGAGAGUGACACUCAUCCCACUUUGCGCUGAACACUCAUGCAGGGUUAGAAGACCCCAGAACCUUCUCUCAGGUCCAUGGACCAAGCAGCCCAUGGAAUUUCAUAACCUGAGCUCCUCUCCCUCUCUCUCCCCAUCUUCUGCUCUCCCCACCCCUCUGCUCUGCCCCAUCCCUCCCUCCCCCUCAUCCUCCCCCUCUGCCUUCUCCACUGUGUUGGGGUCCCCUGGAGAAGCCUGGCCUCCCUGCCACCCCACCUCUUCCCUGGUGUCAGUCUUCCUGGCACCAGUCCUGGGCGUGGAGUUUGUCCUGGGCCUGGCGGGGAACAGCUUGGCCCUCUUCGUCUUCUGCUUCCACACACGGCCCUGGACGUCCAGCAUGGUGUUCCUGGUCAGCCUGGUCGUUGCUGACUUUCUUCUGAUCAUCAGCCUGCCCCUCCACGAGGACUACUACUUCCUCCACGAGACCCGGCACUUUGGGGCCGCUGCCCACAAGGUCAACCUCUUCAUGAUGUUCACCAACCACACGGCCAGCGCUGCCUUCCCCACAACCAUCCUCCUCAACUGCUAUGGGACGGUGGUGCCGCCCCACAUGCUGAGCCACGCCUCGGUGGGGGCAGCCGCCCAGGUGGCCGGGAGGGUCUGGGGGGGCAUCCUGCUCCUCAGUGGGCACCCUCUGACAGCCUAUUCCAGCCAGUCCUGCCUCAGUUACAGUCUGGGCACAGAGCUCGCCUCACUCCACUGGCACCAGGCACUGUACACGCUGGAAUUCUUCCUGCUGCUGGCACGCACCCGCUUUGCCGUUGUGAGCGUCAGGGUCACCAUCCUGCUGUGCCUGGGUGGGCAGGCAGAACUGAGGAAGGCCGUGUGCUUGCUGGCCAUGAUGGUGGCCAUCUACACCAUCUGCUUCUUGCCCAGCAUUGUCUUUGGCACAGCUUCGCUGUCCGCCUGCCACUCCCUGGACGUCUGCUUGUGGCUCUUCCUCCACUCCCUGGCCUUCACCCACCUCAACAGUGCCCUGGGCCCUGCGCUCUUCUCCUUUUGCAGCCCCAACGUCCUCCCCCAGAGCCUGCGUGCGCGGGGCUGGCAGGGCCCACUGAGUGACGAGGGUGCCUGCCAGCCCUCCCCAUGGCGGUGGCAUGCUGGAGGCCUCUAGGAAGGGGGAGGCCACGAGAAGCUGCAGGAGAAAGUCUCACUGGAAAAGGAAGGCCCCUCCCAGGACUGA
This is a messenger RNA of Propithecus coquereli (Coquerel's sifaka), 1239 nucleotides long. It is a transcript of the gene OXER1, whose product is annotated as oxoeicosanoid (OXE) receptor 1. Gene Ontology annotation, biological process: G protein-coupled receptor signaling pathway. Gene Ontology annotation, molecular function: G protein-coupled receptor activity. Gene Ontology annotation, cellular component: membrane. The record is from RefSeq and is a predicted model, not a curated record. Lineage: Eukaryota; Metazoa; Chordata; Mammalia; Primates; Indriidae.